UAUUGUAUUAAAGCGCAAAUUUGAGAAUAACAAUUUAGCAUUUUCUUCUCUUGCUCAUCUGCUCAGUCGCGAGACUCUGAGUCUCGCCUAGCUGACCCAGCCAUGACAAAGUCCAACUUCAACCGUUAGUAUCUGUAAUUUCUCAUACUCUUCGCCUACAUUUCAAUUGCCCUUCUGGUUUAGCUAAUUCUUCGACUGAGCUACCGCAGCUAUGGCUGCCAAAUCAAAUCCAAUAUCAACGCCAAUGAUACAUGCCUUCGUUUUCGCACUGAGCCUGUUUGUGUUUCAAUCCGAGUCGGCGCCUCAGGCUUUCCGGAGAGAUCCAGGUCACCCUCAGUGGCACCACAGCGCCUUCCACGACGUCCGAGAUGGCGUUCGAUCCGAUGUUCGCCGCAUGCUCCAUUCUCGCGCUGAGGUUCCGUUCCAGGUUCCGCUCGAAGUGAAUGUGGUGCUUAUUGGUUUCAAUGCUGAUGGAGGCUAUAGGUACUCGGUCGAUGCGCACAAAUUGGAAGAGUUUCUGAAAAUCAGCUUCCCAUUGCAUAGGCCUUCCUGCCUGGAGACAGGACAGCCUCUCGAUAUCGAGCAUCAAAUUGUCUAUAAUGCCUUUCCCGCCGGGCAGCCAGAACUGAUAGCUCUUGAGAAGGCACUGAAAGAGGUUAUGGUUCCUGCAGGAAAUGCAAGAGAGGCUGAUUUUGGAAGGGAAGUACCUCUGUUUGAAGUGGAUGCAACUGCAGUGGAGCCUGUAUUUCAGAGGUUAUAUUCCUACAUAUUUGACACAGAGAGUGCUGCUUAUUCCGCUGCUGAUGAUAUGGAUCGGCAAGUUCCAAGUGCAAUAUUUAUAGUCAAUUUUGAUAAGGUCAGGAUGGAUCCGAGGAAUAAGGACAUUGAUCUUGACAGCUUAAUGUAUGGCAAACUUACACAGCUCACUGAGGAAGAUAUGAAAAAACAAGAGGGAGACUACAUUUAUCGCUAUCGAUACAAUGGAGGAGGUGCAUCUCAAGUUUGGCUUGGCUCUGGCAGAUUUGUUGUGAUUGAUCUCUCAGCGGGCCCAUGCACAUAUGGAAAGAUUGAAACUGAAGAGGGAACUGUCAGUUCCAGGACAUUGCCACGACUUAAGAAUGUGGUGUUUCCAAGAGGUUUCGGUGCAGCUAGUGAUCACCCUACACAUGAUGUAUUUGUUGGACAACUUGCCUCUUUAGUAUCCACCACAGUCGAGCAUGUUAUAGCUCCAGAUGUUAGAUUUGAAACUGUUGACCUGACAACAAGGCUGCUUUUACCAAUAAUUGUCCUCCAAAAUCAUAAUCGCUACAACAUUAUAGAUAAAGGCCACAACUACAGUAUAAAUAUUGAAGCAAUUGAGGCAGAGGUGAAGAAAAUGGUUCAUCCUGGGCAAGAAGUUGUGAUUGUUGGGGGUUCACAUUCGUUACAUCGCCAUGAGAAGUUGUCGAUUGCUGUUUCAAAAGCUAUGAGAAGCCAUUCCCUGCAAGAAACUAAGAACGAUGGGCGCUUCCAUGUUCAUACCAAGACAUAUCUGGAUGGAGCUAUUCUUAAAGAAGAGAUGGAACGUUCUGCUGAUGUGCUUGCUGCUGGUUUGCUUGAGGUGGCUGACCCAAAUCUUUCAAGUAAAUUUUUCCUCCGCCAGCAUUGGGCAGAUGAAUCCGAGGGUUCAAGUGAUUCUAUUCUAAAGCAUAAACCUCUUUGGUCCACUUAUGAAUCAAAGCACGGAAAGAAAAAAAAAAGAGUAGAAAGGAAACAAGGAGAGUUUUACCGAACUUAUGGAACAAGAGUGAUUCCUGUUUUUGUGCUAUCAUUGGCUGAUGUGGAUCCACACCUUAUGAUGGAAGAUGAAAGUCUUGUAUGGACAAGCAAAGAUGUAGUGAUUGUACUUGAGCAUCAGAAUGAAAAGAUACCUCUUAGUUAUGUUUCAGAAACUCAGAGAAGGCAUGCCUUUCCAUAUCAGGCACAGCGCCAUAUAUUGGCAGGACUUGCUUCCGCUGUUGGCGGGUUGAGUGCACCAUAUGAAAAGGCUUCUCAUGUACAUGAAAGGUCAGUUGUGAAUUGGCUUUGGGCAGCAGGUUGUCAUCCAUUUGGACCAUUCUCUAAUACUUCUCAAGUCAGUCAAAUGCUUCAGGAUGUUGCAUUGAGGAACACAAUAUAUGCACGUGUAGAUUCUGCUCUCCACAGAAUUCGUGAGACGUCAGAGGCUGUACAAACUUUUGCAGCACAGUAUCUAAAAACUCCGCUUGGUGAACCAGUGAAGGGAAAGAAGAACAAAACAACCACUGAACUAUGGGUGGAGAAGUUUUACAAAAAGACAACUAACUUGCCUGAACCGUUCCCACACGAAUUAGUUGAUAGAUUGGAGAACUACUUGGAUAACCUUGAGGAACAGCUUGUAGAUUUGUCUUCAUCGUUAUAUGGCCAUCGCUUACAAGAUGCACAUUUGAACAGUUCGGAAAUUCUCCAGAGUUCCAUAUUUACCCAGCAGUACGUAGACCAUGUUCUGGCCAAUGAGAGGGACAAGAUGAAAUGCUGCGACAUUGAGUACAAAUAUCCUGUGCAGGCAUCUCAAACUUAUAUCUAUGGGGGGAUUCUUAUUGCCGGAUUCGUUGUAUAUUUUGUUGUCAUUUUCUUUUCAUCUCCCGUGCGCUGACUCUAGUUUAGAUAUUUUAUGGCAAAACGGAUACCCAUCAACCCCGAUUCCCGAGGCACAGAUGUCUCUCACACUGAAGAAAUGCAGGGGCAAAAUGUUAGACACAGAAACUUCGAAAAUUUUGCAGCACGCUCUGUCACUGCGUUGUUCUAGCCAAGUUAGUUAACUAGAACAGAUUACAGCAUGAAGCUUGUAGCCUUGGAAUUAUGACUGACCAGACUGUAUCUGUACUUACCUUUUAAAACUUGGUUUUAAAUACACAUCAGGAAUUUCUAGUUUU
Molecule: messenger RNA, 2933 nt
Organism: Prunus dulcis (almond)
Lineage: Eukaryota; Viridiplantae; Streptophyta; Magnoliopsida; Rosales; Rosaceae
Exons: 16
Coding region: 212-2653 (813 amino acids)
Source: RefSeq, a predicted model, not a curated record